CUUUUGGUAUGCGAGGUGGUGAAGUAGGAUUGGCAAUCACUCAGGCCAUUGCAUUGACAGGCUCAGUUCAGUGGGGUAUGAGACAGUCAGCUGAAGUAGCCAAUCAACUAAUGUCCGUGGAAAGAAUCUUGGAGUACAAAAAUUUGCCCAAGGAAAAGCAGCCUGAGCAACCUAAGGAACCGCCUAAAGACUGGCCUGCCAAAGGGGAGAUCACUUUCAGAAAUAUGGGUCUAUCUUAUGUAGAGGGCGGUACAUUGGUUCUGAAAAAUUUGAAUCUGACAAUCAAUCCAAAGGAGAAGGUCGGUAUAGUUGGAAGAACAGGGGCGGGAAAAUCCUCCCUCAUAUCUGCGUUGUUUCGACUUGCAAAUGUCGAAGGAGAAAUAAUUAUCGACGACAUCGAUACUAAAUUGCUGAAACUUGAAAACUUGCGAUCCAAGAUCUCUAUCAUUCCCCAGGACCCUGUGCUGUUUUCCGGUACUCUAAGAUACAACCUCGAUCCCUUCGACCAGUAUUCCGAUGAGGUCCUGUACAAAGCUAUCGAGGACGUAGAACUAAAGAAUCCUGCCAACAUCAUCAACCGAUUGGAGAAUAGAGUUAUGGAUAGAGGCUCAAACUACAGCGUUGGACAAAGGCAGCUGAUAUGUUUAGCUAGAGCUAUCAUCAGGAACAACAGGAUCCUAAUGUUGGAUGAAGCUACCGCUAAUGUAGAUCCACAGACUGACGCCCUCAUACAAAAGACAAUCCGUAAAAAAUUCAGAGAUUGCACCGUUUUAACAGUUGCCCAUCGUCUCAACACCAUCAUGGACUCCGACAAAGUACUGGUGAUGGACGGCGGUACCAUGGUCGAGUUCGAUCACCCCCACCAACUUUUGCAAAACACCCAGGGAGUAUUUUACAAAAUGGUGGCCGAAAGUGGCAGAGCGAUGAGUGAUCAGUUGCGCAGAGUGGCGCGAGAUGCCUUCCAAAAGCAGUUAUCAGUUCCUGAAUAGGUUUAGGUAGAUCAGUGAAAUAGCCAGUGAUAAGGUUAGGAUUAACGCAUAAAGAGGUUAUCACCUCUUCGAGAUUAUAAAGCUGCUCAAAUUCCAAACCACCCAUUUGUUGAGGACAGUAGUACUUACAUGUUCACUUCAUGUAAGAACAUCCCAUAAACGUUUGUAUCAUGGCAGGUCAGUAUAUUUUCAGCUUCCAACUUAACACCGAAUACAUGUAGCUAAACAAAAGCUGUGUGAUGGAGUUACGUCAUGGGAACCUGCAGAAAUUUUUCUCAGCAAGGACCAAUUAUUCAUCAGCGAGUAUAAAGUUUUGUAUAUUGUCAAGAUCCUAGACAUUCUACACAUGCCAAAAUAUAUAAAUUUUAGAGGGCAAACAGAUUUCAGAGGGGACCACGACUACCUAGAACUCCCCAUCUGGGCACCUAUGACUUUUAAUGUUUCAUUUAAAGUAUUUAUUAUAUGUUUAGGAAUGAUUCAAAUACAUAAUUCAAUUUCUACUAUAGAGAUAUCAUAUAACAAGAAUUACUGAUGCCAGAUGCUCAAAUAUUGAAAGAGCUUAUAUUGUUCUUAGAUACUUAAUGGUACCAGUACUUAAAGAAUGGUUUUGUCUUCCCAUGUUUCUCUCGUGUCUUCCUUAAACCGCGCAACAAUAUUGUGUGGGUCGGUACUAAGAGUAUCACUGUCGGUAAAUUUGCGUAUUCUCACCCAGGUCGCCACACCAUUAUGUUACAAAUAAUAAUCAUCGCAGUGUAUAAAAGAUACAUACUUGAUAGAUUUUAACUAUCACCUUAAUAUAUAAUAUCAUAUGCAUAUAUAUUUUUCUAUUGACUAUGAAAAAAAUAUUUUCAGUCACCAAUAUGCUAAGCCUAUUCAUCUACAGCUCAAACUAAAAUUUCUCGGCCUGGCUUGGCGGGUCAUAUCUCAGAUUGGACUUGCAGGGUCUCAAGCCGAACGGUUCACUUUGGAGACACGCUUAAAGUUUCAAGGUUCUGAGAAAAUGUGGAUUUUAUCCUUUUUGGCGGCAUUUCAAUUUUCUCGCUACUCCUGUCAUUGUAAUGCAUUAGGCCCGCAGUAUGUGACUCUUCCGAAGUAUGUUUGCCCAGAGAAUUAAAAAAUGGCGUUCAAAUUGCGAUCUGAUUAUUUGUUUGGCAGAUGUUUCAACUAAAACAAAUUUUUUGUAGGCUGAACAUUCGAAAACUUUCCAAAAAAAAAUCCACAAUAUUAAUGUAUUUGUUCUCGGACCUCUGAAUUUGUUGAAUAGGCCCUUAGAGCCAAUUUUCGAUAUUUUUGUGUAACAUUUACCAUUUUCAGGCUUACGGAUGUUAUUGUAGAUUGAACUAGUCAAAGAUGUAUGUUACAAAUAUUUUGACACAUUGCUUAAUUCAAAGUGAUUACCGCAGCUUUUGAGAGACAUUUGCAAAAUACCGAUAGUGUCGCCAAGAUGAGGAACGAUAUUUCAAAAAUGGUUAGAGCUACAAUGUUGGUUGAAUGAGGAGAAAGUUGCGUAAUAUAUCUUACAUGCAGCUUCCAUAAUUUUUCUGUGAUUUGCCAAUUUUGGGUUAUUUGAAGGAAAACGAGGUUUCGAAAUUUUGCAAAAUUACACAGUCAAAGCUACUUUUUCCUAAUUUAACCAACAUUGUUGCUGUAGGACACACUGGAGUCUGAGCUACUAGGUUUUUUGCGAAUGUCUCUCAGAAGCUGUUUCAGCCAAUGUUUGCCAAUAGUUUGAUCAAAAUCCAAUAACAUUCAUAUACCUCCUUCAGCAUGCUGAAAAUGGUAAAAUUUUGGCAAGAAUAUCGAAAACUGAUUCGAAAGGCCUACUCGACCAAUUUAGAAGCUCAAAAACAAAUUUCAACAUAUAUAGGGCGAUGCGUCAAAAAAAAAUUUUGCUGAUUUAUUGUUUUGGAAGGCUUUCGAGUUCUCAUCCCAAGUAAAUAAUAACAUAUUUCAAUAAAAAUUACAUUAACGGAAAUUAUGAGAUCGUAAGUUUAAAGCCAUUUUUAAAUUCUUCUGACAAUUUCUAUCUUUACACAAACAUUAAUUUUGUGCGUGUUUUGUUUCGGAAAGCAUUUGAGUUGUCAGCCCAAUAAAUCGGUAAGAAUUUUCAUAAAAAUCACGUUUGACUGAGAUAUCUGUCGAACGAAGUAUCAUACCGCGAUUUGGAGGUCAUUUUUGAGUUCCUUGGACAAUUUUUAUUCAAAUUGUCAUAUUUUACGAAGGCAAUGACGAGAGUAGCAAGAACAUGGAAAAGUUACCAAAACACGUUUGCUGAACGUGCAAGCUUUGUGCGCGUCUCCAUACCGAAUCGUUUGACCAACGACCCCAAAAUUUCACAAAACCUCAUGCAUCCGCGGGUACUCUUCAGGGAAAAAAAUGAGCCUCAUCUGAAAUAUGACCCGUCAAGGCAGGUCGUGGAAUUUUAGUUGUAAAUUAUGAACGUCAUCAAGCAAAAUGAUCAAGGUUCAAGAAUAAUGAAUGAUCAAAUAUGUUGAAUUGUAAGCUACUGUUACAAAAAAGUUUGUAUGUGCCUUUCAAUUUUAUUUUUCUAUUUUAAUCAAGCAAGCUCUAGAAUAUUUGACGUUUUGAUUAAUCUUGUGGAUAACAUUAAUGCAACUUAUCCAAUUUCAGGAUUAACAAACAUCCGGGUGUUAUGUCAAUAUCUCAAUUUUAUUACCCAAUUAUUUUUCACUAUGAGCUCGCUAAAUCACUUUUUAUUUCAAUUUAUUAUCGAUCGAAUAAUUUUGAGCCAUUAUUUGAAGUAAUCAGCCAAGUAACUGGUCCUGCGUGAGUGUAACUUAUUUUUGAUAGACUUUAUGCAACUAAGUAAUCAUUGAACUGUGGUAUACUUAAUUUGAAACAAAAAACCAGUAAAUAAAAGUAUAUAAAUAUGUUUUACUAUCUACACAAUACUGUUAUUUAGAUUAUUGAAUGUGAUUUUUAUGUAUGUGUAUUAUAAAUGUUUGUACAUAUCAGUCUAUUCGGAUAUUUUUAGAUUUCAUGGUAUAUACAUAUAGUGAUACUCUGCAAUUUUAAUAUUUUUAAUAAAAUGUCGUACUUAA
Molecule: messenger RNA, 4051 nt
Organism: Acanthoscelides obtectus
Lineage: Eukaryota; Metazoa; Arthropoda; Insecta; Coleoptera; Chrysomelidae
Source: the annotation of a GenBank genome assembly